UGAUUCGAUCCCUUCGUUCGGUCCUCAAUCAAAGCCUUUUCUACUUCUUCCCCCGCUUCAAUCACGUCCCCUCCUCUCCUCAAUCUCACGCCAUGGAUCCCGCCGAGCCCGACUCCGACGCCGAUCUCGGGUUCGGCUCGGCUCCUCCCUUUGCUUUUUUAGCCCCCACCCCCUCCCCCGCCUCCCGCCGCCUCUCGAGCAGCUUUUCCGGGUCUAACCGUCCCCUUCCCCCUGCCCGCAAGCGCCUGGCCUACGUCGACCUCCAGGGGCGGCUCGUCGGAGCCGAGGAGGCCACCUCGGCUUGGGCGAUAGGCGGCCUGGGUAGGGAGGAGGUCGCGGCUUGGCAGCUGUUCAGCCCCAUCCAGAGGGUGGUAUUAGUGGCUGUCAUCGGCGUGGCUGUUGCUGAGUCGCGGAAGAAUCGGCUCAUUUCCCAGCUUAAGAAGUCCGUGGAAGUUAGGGAUCAAAUUCUGUCGAGCAUGGAGCAGAAGCUGGACAGUCUAUGCGAGCAAGUCCACGGCGUCAAUAAACAGCCGGGAAGCGGAGCAGAAGUGUCACCUUCCAAAAGCGCAGAGUUCCCUUUCGAUGCGAAUUUUGAUUCGGAAGGGAUCAAAUUCGUUGAGUGCGGUUGUUGGUUAUGUGACCAUCACCAGAAACUGUUCAAUGGCCUGGAGGACAAUGCUACGGUGAGAACGUCGAUCGGGUAUGACAUGCUCCAGGGCAAGCCGAACUUGAUUGGUGAAGCAGAGCAAGAGGAGCGUCGGAUGUCUGACUUGUCUGAUUUGGCUUCGAGUGUCACAUCUGCUGCUGAUAUUCAGAUGAAUGUCGCCAUAGAACAAGUCAUAUCCAACCUUAAACGGGAGGGGGAAGAGAAGGAUGCCACAAUAAGGGAGCUCACCAAGUUCUUACAUUCGUCUGAUGCAGCUGGUUCAAAGCAGAGGAUCAAUGAGCUUGAAGAAAUUAUACGAAGAAAGAACAUGAUAACCGCUAAGCUCAAGAAGGAUAUGGCCGUUCUUGAACAAAAGGUUGUGCAACUCACGAGGCUUCGACGACCCUCCACUCAGAAAGAAGAAUAUGAUGACUCCAACAGAUUUCCUUUCCUGGCAGAGAACAUCCUCUAUGAUAUGGAUAGCACCACCAGCCCUUCCUCCUCUGAUUCGGACGGUUCACCAGGAAGCCGCUCACAGCCCUCUACCACAAAACUUCCUGAAACCCCAUCAGUGAAGGUCCAUGCUUUCAGGAGAAAGGAGGAUGCGGAAUCCGAGAAUGUCUCUAGCUUUUCAGUUAAACGAGUUGACGAGCCCACAGAUGCUCGACCUGGGAGCCCUCUUAGAGAGAUUUCAACCAAUCAGAAGCCAGGCAAGAAUGCUUCGAUGAGGGCGAGGCAGUUGCAUUUGGGCAGUGGAGAUAUGAAGAAGAGGAGCAGGGCCAAACAAACUCAUGGCGGAUCCAAGGCUGUGACUCCUCGGCAGAGGUGGUCUUAGGAUACAUCAUAACGAUAAUAAGUUAUUCUUAGAUUUUAUAUAUGGCGAAAUUAGAGUUAUCUGUCUUCGAUCCACCAAAUGUUCGAGAUCAACUGAAGGUUGAACUUUUCGAAACCAAGAGAAAUCUCUCCUUAUUCGAUAUUUUUAUAUCUUCAAA
Molecule: messenger RNA, 1638 nt
Organism: Punica granatum (pomegranate)
Lineage: Eukaryota; Viridiplantae; Streptophyta; Magnoliopsida; Myrtales; Lythraceae
Source: RefSeq, a predicted model, not a curated record